Messenger RNA from Podarcis muralis (Common wall lizard), 2766 nucleotides. It is a transcript of the gene COG2, whose product is annotated as component of oligomeric golgi complex 2. Gene Ontology annotation, cellular component: membrane; COG complex. NCBI's taxonomy places the organism in Eukaryota, Metazoa, Chordata, Lepidosauria, Squamata, Lacertidae. The record is from RefSeq and is a predicted model, not a curated record. Gene Ontology annotation, biological process: protein transport; Golgi organization; intra-Golgi vesicle-mediated transport.
CUCGGCGCCGCGGUGCUGGCGGAAGUGUGGCGCGCGCGCGUACAUUUUGUGUCGACUGCGAAGCCGAAGCCGAGCGGAGAUCCGGGAAAGAGACGUGGCGGCCCCGGGUCGCCGGGAGGGAGGGAGCGGAGCCCAGCCAGCCAUGGAGACGUGGAAUAUGAACCUACCGCGGGGACCCGAAAACCUGUGCUUCGACAAGGACGAGUUUAUGAAGCCAGAUUUCGAUGUCGAUCACUUUGUGUCAGAGUGCAGGAAACGUGUUCAGUUGGAAGAGCUUCGGGAUGAUCUUGAGCUCUACUACAAACUUCUUAAAACUGCCAUGAUAGAGCUCAUAAACAAGGAUUAUGCAGACUUUGUUAAUCUUUCCACCAAUCUAGUUGGCAUGGACAAAGCCCUUAAUCAGCUUUCAGUGCCUUUAGGACAACUGCGAGAGGAAGUUAUGAGUCUUAAGUCAUGUGUCAGUGAAGGAAUUCGAGCAAUUGAUGAACGUGUGUCUAAACAAGAAGAUAUCAGGGCGAAAAAGAUGUGUGUCCUGAGACUUAUUCAAGUUAUUAAAGCAGUUGAGAAAAUUGAGAAAAUUCUGCACUCCCAAAAUUCUAAAGAAAUGUCAUCACUGGAAGGAAGCAGUCCACUUCUGACUGGACAGAUUUUAGAAAGAAUUGCCACAGAAUUCAACCAGUUGCAGUUUCAUGCAGUACAGAGCAAAGGAAUGCCACUCCUAGACAAGCUGAAACCACGAAUAGUUGGGAUAACAGCAAUGCUGCAGCAGUCCCUGGAAGGACUGCUUUUAGAAGGCCUUCAAACUUCCAACAUUGACAUAAUCCGUCAUUGCUUGCGAACCUAUGCAACAAUAGACAAAACACGGGAUGCUGAAGCGUUAGUUGGUGAAGUGCUUGUGAAACCAUAUGUAGAUGAGGUGAUUGUGGAACAGUUUGUUCAAUCUCGUCCUAAUGGCCUCCAGACCAUGUACAACAAAUUGCUGGAGUUUGUUCCUCUCCAUUGCCGUCUCUUGCGUGAAGUAACAGGGGGAGGUAUUUCAAGCGAAAAGGGGAAUGUUGUUCCUGGAUAUGAUUUUUUGGUAAAUUCUGUGUGGCCAGAAAUAGUUCGUGGUUUAGAAGUUAAGCUGCCAUCACUGUUUAAUCCUGGGAACCCAGAUGCAUUUCAUGAGAAAUACACUAUAAGCAUGGAUUUUGUGAGAAAGUUUGAACGGCAGUGUGGCUCACAAGCCAGCGUUAAAAGACUACGGUCACAUCCUUCCUACCACAGCUUUAAUGAUAAAUGGAAUUUGCCUGUUUAUUUCCAAAUAAGGUUUAGAGAAAUAGCGGGGGCCUUAGAAACAGCCUUUUCUGAUGACUUAGAAGAAGCUCCAGCUCAAAGUUCGUACAGCCUCUUGGCAACACAUGUUGCAUGUGCAAGUCUGCAGAAGUGUUGGUCAGAUCAGAUAUUUCUGCCAUUGCUCACACAUCGCCUUUGGAAGCUUUCACUGCAGAUUGUAGCGCGCUAUUCGUUUUUUAUUAGCGAGCUUUUACUCAGGCCCAUCUCUAACGAAAGUACAAAGGAUAAAAAAUCAUUGGCAAGCAGUAGCAAGGAGUGCCCACUGAACCCAAGCUCUGUUGAAGACCAAGGAAAUGACUCUUGUCCAGAGUCUCAGCCUUUAGCUUCCAUAUCCACCACUCAGCUGGUGCUUGUUGCUUCAGAUCUGGAUAAGCUUCAGGAAUGGUUUCCUGAAUUGUUGGAAAUUAUCAAACCAAAACUUGAAACCACUGGUUUCAAGAACAUAGCCUGCAUCUCAGGAGCCCUGGAAGACUCAAAGGACUCUUUACUGGGUUGCUGGCCAACCUUGAACAAUAAGCUUAUUCAGGAGUUAAGUGAUUCUUGCUUCGGUUGCCUGAAAAGUGCUGUUGAGAUUCCAAGGCUAUAUAGAAGAACCAAUAAGGAGGUGCCAACCAAAGCAUUGCCCUAUGUUGACGCUGCUCUUAAACCUUUCCACCAACUGAAGAAUGACUACAAAGAUACACUGAAACCAGCUGUAAUUGAGCAGUGGCUUGAAGGAGCCCUUGGCAAAAGCACACAAAAGUACUUUGAGACAAUAUCAGAUAUUCUGAAUUCUGUAAAGAAAAUGGAAGAGAGUUUGAAAAGGCUGAAGCAGGCAAGAAAAACCGUGACGGCAAAUAGCACCGCUCCAAAUGGAGGCAUGAGUGAUGAUAACAAAAUCCGCCUGCAGCUGGCCUUGGAUGUGGAGCACUUUGGAAUUCAGAUACAGAAGAUGGGAUUGCAGCUGAGCAACAUCAAAAGCUUCUCAGCUCUUUCAGAGCUUGUUCAAUCUGCCAAGGAUCAGAUAGCAGCAGAACAAACAUGAUUUUCAGCUGAGGAGAGAGAGCAGGCCUGGCUUUUGAAAAGAAGAGGGUUUCUUUUUAUUUUCUCUCGUCAAGUACUAUGUAGCAAGGAAGUGCUUCCUAAUUCAGCUUCAGCAGCAAGUUAAGUGUGUCUCAAGAGACAUAAAAACUUGUUUCACCAAAAAGGAGAGAACCUUAUAGAAGAGCAUUUACUCUCAUUUUCCAUUGUAUGGAAGAAAGUUUAUAUAUUUCUAAGCAAUCUACUACAAAGCUAUGAAAGGUUAUUAUUAUUUUUAUUAUUUUUAUUAUUAUUGUAAAUCUUAUCAUGCAGGAAAACUGAUUUAACAUGAUUAAAAUAAACAAAAAAGCAUUGUCUUCCUUUGUAACAUUUUAUCACUGGAGAGGAGAUGUAUUAAAUAUGUAAGUUCAA